Agrilus planipennis (emerald ash borer) is the source of this 2687-nucleotide messenger RNA. RefSeq names its product O-acyltransferase like protein. The coding region runs from base 76 to 2427 and encodes 783 amino acids. Gene Ontology annotation, molecular function: acyltransferase activity, transferring groups other than amino-acyl groups. NCBI's taxonomy places the organism in Eukaryota, Metazoa, Arthropoda, Insecta, Coleoptera, Buprestidae. The record is from RefSeq and is a predicted model, not a curated record. The transcript is spliced from 13 exons.
GCACAUCGUCUCAUUUUUAAGUAAUAUUUUACCGCUUCUUCCUGCAUUGUUAUGACGUCCGCCGAUUAGUCGAAUAUGAUGGUGUUCACGUUAAUUUUUUGUUUCGCGAUUUUCGCGCCUGUAACGCGAUCGGAAGUUGCGGGGACGAAAAAUGUCACUCAUAAAACUACCGAAAAAAAUAGUGAACCUAAUGUGACCAGCUUGGCCAGUCAACUUAACUUUUACAACCCCGAGUUACUCACGGCGCGAUGGGGGAUCGUUUCCGAAUUGAUCAGCAGGGAAUGCCAGCACGACAUCGAACAAUAUAUAGCUGCACUGAGAAAUGGAGAGAAAUGGGCACUGAAAAUGGAUGAUGCUAGUGGAAGAUAUUCAACGGGGUGGUUUUGGGGAAAUCACUUUUGGACAGGUUCUAAGGGUCUCUGUGAGACAAUUAACCCGUCAAAAAAAUCCAUUAGGGUUAAAAGGCAGGUGACAAAUACGUCUAGGAAUGAACGUUCAGCCUCUACCACCCCUAUAAGUCCUAGCCAAGCGGAAGGUUAUGGUCCAGGAUCAUUAGACGACGAUCCUGCGCCUUUUCCUGUUUCGUUUAAUGUUUUAAGAAUCCGUUUAAAAUCAAACUUGACAGAACAGGGUAAACUUCUGCAUUUUGGGAUGUGUUUACCAUUUACAUGUAAACAGAAAGAUAUCCACUUUAUUUUGGAAGAAACUGCAAGAGGUUUUAAAAAGGCCACAUUGAAUGUCGAAAGUAUCCGAUCUCAACAUCACGAUUUCAACGUAUGGCAAGAUACAACAUUUAUUAUUCUCUGCAUUGUGACUUCUUUGGUGAUAAUGAUGGUAAUUUGUGGAACAUUGUACGACGUUAGGAUCCAAAAAGAAAAACAAAAGCUCAACUCCCUACACCCUACAUGUAUUCCUUUCAAUAAUAAUAAUAAUAACGUAUCAGAGGUAACAACGAAGCUUGACAUCGGCUUGACGGAGGAAAAAAUUGGAAGAAAAGACUCGCUUGGAAAUACCGAAAGUGAUAAUUUUGCAUCCCCUUCACAAGACACAGGAAUCGAAAACGUUAAGCCCAAAACGUUCACCCGAAAAGGAUUUUUCGUUUGGUUGGCGAAAAAGAUAAUAUUAUCGUUUUCCUUAAGAACAAAUAUAAAGUCAAUAUGUGACCAACGUGUUGGUAGCGACACAAUAGCAGUCAUCCAUGGAUUAAAAUCAAUCAGCAUGGCUUGGGUAAUACUUGGACACACCUGCAUCAUAGCUUUUAAGUUCUCAGAUAAUAUGGAAUAUCGAAAAAUCGUUCAAAAGGAGUUUCUUUUUCAAACCAUAUCGAAUGGAGCGUUUAGCGUGGACACCUUCUUCUUUACAAGCGGUUUAUUAGUUUCAUUCCUGUACUUCAGAAGUAACGCCAAAGGGAAGUUGGAAUCGCCCUACAUAAAAUACAAGGGACUAACGAAAGGGCUUAUAAGAUUCGUCGGCCUGAUUGUGUACAGAUUUGCGAGAUUAAGUGCUCCGUAUUUAUUUGUUCUGGGAGUUGUAGAGGUGUGCAUGAAAUGGUUUCAUUACAAUUCUAUCUUCGAACCGGCGGCUUUGGAUCACGAAAAUUGCCCAAAAUAUUGGUGGAGAAACAUCCUCUACAUAAACACUUUAUUCCCAACCGAACAAAUGUGCAUGCUGUGGAGUUGGUACAUUUCAGAUGACACACAGUUUUAUAUCGUGGGAGCAGUGAUACUCAUUCUGGCAAGCAGCCAUUUCAAGAGCGCCUCAAUAUUGCUAGUUGUAUUUAUGCUCAGUUCCUGGACCACGACCGGCUAUAUUGCAUACACUAAUAAGCACAUUCCAGGCACCGACGACCCUUUGGCUCAUUUCGAUAAAAUCUAUGAUAAGCCUUGGACACGUUUAGGACCGUAUCUCGUUGGAAUGUGCGUCGGUUGGAUUUUAUUCAAGACAGAUUGCAAAAUCCGAAUGACAAAAUUGGCAGUUAGUGUCGGGUGGCUGGUUUCUACGGCAUGUCUAGUGUCUUUAGUGUAUGGUCUCUAUGAAGUGGAUCUGACACCAGCAGCGGCAGCCGCUUACAGUGCAUUAAGUCAUACAGCGUGGGCUCUUGGACUCGCCUGGAUCGUUAUUGCAUGUACAACAGGAUAUGGAGGUUAUGUCAAUUCAAUUUUGUCAGCGAGUAUUCUAUACCCUCUCAGCAGAGUGACAUACUGUACAUAUCUACUACAUCCCAUUAUCAUACGGACAAUGGCGAUGACCAUGGACCAUCCUCUACAUUUAGGAAAAGCCGUGAUGAUUGCAAUCUACAUAGGUCAAGUGGUAGCCUCGUUUUCAUUGGCUUUCGUAAUUUCUAUAACGUUUGAAGCACCAGUUGUUUCAAUGCUUAGAAUUUUGCCCAAAUUUUCAACUCACUCCCAUAACCAAAGAAACCCCUGAUUUUAUUAAUAUUUACAAUAAGUUGUUACUAUUUUAAAUGUACAUACCUAAUAGCUCGGGCAUAUGUUUGACACAAUUUAUGUCAUUGAUUGAAUCAUGGGAUACCCUUAUCGAUUGUUUGUAUAAUGUGAUAACUUCUAUUUUUUCUGUAUAAUUAAGUGACCACAAGAAUUGUGAUUAAAAUAAUGUUUAUGUUAUAAUUUGUUACUUAAUGUACUUACAAUUAAAUUAAGACAGUUACUAAAACAUGAAACCAAAUU